GUUGUCGUCGGUUGCGUUCACUGCCAAAGCGAAGCGCUGCAGUUCAAAAGUAAAAACGCGCCGCUGGCAAGCAAGUAGUUACCUGCUGCAUUAUUAAAAUUUCUAUUAAAUCUGAUUAAAAGCCAUAUAAAAAGAAUAAAGAGUAUUAAAUUGUGAUACGUUUAAAUUAUAAAGAACAAAAAAAAUGUUGCACAUAACGAGCAACAACAAAGGCUAAUCAGUAUUUUGCUCCAAUUAUUAUUGAUUGUUAUUGUUAACCGACCCGUCGCUGCCGCUGGCUGCUCUUAUCAAUCCGCUUUUGUGUGCAAUUGUCGUGGAAUUUUGCGACACUCGCGCUGCCUCCGUCGCCGCCGCCUCAUUCCGUGCUUCCGCUGCCGGUUCAUUCACUCAUCUUUUGUGUGCAAAUUCUCGUUUUCAUUGUCGAGCGUGUUGUGAGUGUGAAAUACAUGUGUGUGUGUGUGUAUUUGUUUACAAGCAGAUUCACUUAAAUUAGCUGAAUCAAACAAAAGUGUCAACAUUUGUUGCUGUAAAUGCUGCAGUGUAAUUAAUAUCUAGUAGAAGUAAUCAAAACAGAACUUAAUAAAAAAGACAUACAAAAGUACAACAACAAAAAAAGUGCACCAAAUAAUCCGGUUUGACUUAGAAUCGUAACAAGAAUGGCUGCUAAUGCUGACAGCGCCAUCUGCAUGUCGAGCUUGACACUUCGACCGGAGCAUAGUUUGUACUCACGUUUGCAUGAGCUUAAAGAUUUUUACUGCAGUCAGUUUGGACAUGAACCGGAAUUUUUCGUGCGUGUGCCAGGACGCGUUAACAUAAUCGGCGAACAUGUGGACUAUUGCGGUUACCCAGUUCUGCCGAUGGCCAUCGACCAAUGCAUACUGUUGGCUGUCGGACGUAAUGAGGAAAACUCCUUUCUGCAGCUACGAAAUGUCGAAACAAAGCGAUAUGAGAACUUUAAGUGUGAUAUGAGUGCGCUCAGAAUUGAUUUGCCACAGAACAGCGGACCACAAUGGUACAAUUACUAUCUGUGCGGUAUUAAAGGUAUCUUUGAGCAAAUUCAACAGUCAAAUAAUAAACCAUUGACACCAAUCGGUAUGACUGUGGCGCUGAGCGGCAAUAUACCACCAGCAUCCGGUUUGAGCAGCUCCAGCGCAUUGGUUAGCGCCGCUGUACUGGCCACGGCAUACGUACACCAGUCGUCGCCUUUGGAUCGCAAACAAUUGGCCUCCAUAUCGGCGCGUUGUGAACGCUACAUUGGCACACAGGGCGGCGGUAUGGAUCAGGCUAUCGCCUAUCUGGCCAAGGCCGGCUGUGCACAAUUCAUUGAAUUCCAUCCGGAACUGAAAGCAACACCCAUACAAUUGCCGGCUGGUGUGUGCUUCAUAGUGGCCAAUAGCUUGGCGGCAAAGAAUAAGGCUGCCUCGUCGGAUUUCAAUGAACGCGUAGUGGAAUGCCGCUUGGCUGCGCGCAUUAUUGCCAGGCAUAUGGAGUUCAGUAACUGGCGUGGCAUGAUUCGCUUUGUACAGCUGCAAGAGGCACUGCAGUGUACGCUCACCGAACUGGAAGAACUAGUGCUAAAAUGGCUGCCAAAGGAUAUUUACACGCGCGUAGAGUUAUGUGCGCGCGAUUUGGAUGUGAGCGAUGAGGAAUUCGAAAGGGAAUUUCUCACAGUCAAUACGCGGCACAUGACGCAAUUUAAGUUACGGCAGCGAGCGCUCCACGUAAUACAAGAAUCAUUGCGCGUGGCGAAAUUCCGCGAAAUAUGCGAGCAAACCAGCUUGGGUAGUCCAACCACCAAAAAUCAGCUGCAAAGUAAUGGCGUGAAUGGCAAGUCGAAUGGUAGCGGUGUCAAUGCAACAAAUGGCGCUGUUCGUGACACAACAAUAGAUUCGGCGAAACAAUUCGCGCUGCUGUCACAAUUGAUGCGUCAAUCACACGAAAGCCUUAAGAAAUUGUACGAGUGUACGCACGUUGAUCUGGAGCGACUGAUUGCCUUAUCUGAUGACGCGGGGGUGGGCGCACGGCUCACCGGUGCCGGUUGGGGCGGCUGCAUUGUUGCUUGCUGUGACUCUAUGGAAUCGUCAACCAAAUAUAUAAAAAUGCUCAAAGAGAAUUAUUUCAAGCUUUUACCGUCACAUUUGAUUGAACGUUAUGGCAUAAACGAUUUUGAUGAUGUAGUUUUUGCGACGUUUCCCGGAAAUGGCGCUGAAUUAUUUGAAUUGAACUGUUAAAUCUCGAUUACAACAGUUGUUGUGGAAGAUAAUUACUUGCCAAAUCCUUGAAGAAAGGCACAAAUACUAAUUUUAAGUACAUAUUUCAAACAUUUAAACAGUAGAAUUUAUUUAUUUAAUUAAAUACUGUA
Molecule: messenger RNA, 2362 nt
Organism: Ceratitis capitata (Mediterranean fruit fly)
Lineage: Eukaryota; Metazoa; Arthropoda; Insecta; Diptera; Tephritidae
Gene: Galk
Product: N-acetylgalactosamine kinase
Exons: 6
Coding region: 657-2231 (524 amino acids)
Biological process (GO): galactose metabolic process; carbohydrate phosphorylation
Cellular component (GO): cytosol; cytoplasm
Molecular function (GO): ATP binding; galactokinase activity
Source: RefSeq, a predicted model, not a curated record